Branchiostoma belcheri (Belcher's lancelet) is the source of this 2373-nucleotide messenger RNA. Its product is annotated as actin-like protein 6B. Gene Ontology annotation, molecular function: chromatin binding. NCBI's taxonomy places the organism in Eukaryota, Metazoa, Chordata, Leptocardii, Amphioxiformes, Branchiostomatidae. Gene Ontology annotation, cellular component: NuA4 histone acetyltransferase complex; SWI/SNF complex. The transcript has 14 exons. The record is from RefSeq and is a predicted model, not a curated record. Bases 140 to 1420 code for a protein of 426 amino acids. Gene Ontology annotation, biological process: regulation of transcription by RNA polymerase II; nervous system development.
UUUGUUAAUCAGGUUGCCCCGAAGGCUGACGGGUAACGCGGGGUCAUCUGAAGCGUGCGGUUCCAGCUCCGUCUUUGUUGUGUUGUGCGAGUUUUGUUGACAAACAUUUGUCCUUGUACUCUAUUUUCCAACAUCAACAAUGAGCGGAGGCGUUUACGGAGGAGAUGAAGUAGGCGCUCUUGUGUUUGACUUUGGUGCUUACACCACGAGAGCUGGAUAUGCCGGGGAAGACUCUCCAAAAGUUGAGUUCCCCACCCAUGUUGGAGUGGUGGAAGGGACAGAGGCGAUGGACACAGGCUCGAGCGGAGACAAGCCUCAGGGGACAGAGAAGAAGGUUUACAUCGACUACAACUCACUGUUUGUCGCACGGGAGAACAUGGAGAUGACCACUCCUCUCAAGGAUGGCAUGAUUGAAGACUGGGACUUGUUCCAGAUGAUCCUGGACCACAUCUACAAGAAACACAUCCACUCUGAACCUGAACUUCACCCUGUACUCAUGUCUGAAGCACCUUGGAAUGUGCGAGGGAAGAGGGAGAGACUGACUGAGCUCAUGUUUGAACACUACAACAUCCCGGCUUUCUUCCUGUCCAAAACAGCUGUACUCUCAGCUUUUGCCAAUGGGCGCUCCACAGGUAUUGUUGUAGACAGCGGUGCCACCUCCACCACUGCAGUACCUGUACAUGAUGGGUAUGUCUUGCAGCAAGCCAUAGUGAAGUCUCCUCUGGCAGGGGACUUCAUCACCAUGCAGUGUCGACAACUGUUCCAGGAGCUAAACAUUGAUGUGAUACCACCUUACCAGAUUGCAGCCAAGGAACAAGUCCGAGACACUGCCCCGCCGGUCUGGAAAAAGAAAAAUGUUCCGACCACGACAAAGUCCUUCCACAACUACAUGGUGGAUGAGGUGUUGCGAGACUUCCAGGCGUCUGUUUUGCAGUUGUCAGACAGCCCGUAUGAGGAACAGGUUGCUGUCCAGAUGCCCACCAUCCACUAUGAGCUGCCAAACGGCUACAACCAGGACUUCGGCAGUGAGAGAUUUCGUGUGUGUGAGGCUCUGUUUGACCCUUCAGUUGUGAAGGGCAUGGCCAGUAACACCAUGUUGGGAGUGGGGCAUUCUGUCACCACCAGUGUAGGCAUGUGUGACAUAGACCUCAGGCCGGCCCUGUAUGGUAGUGUUGUAGUGACGGGGGGAAACUCUCUACUCUCAGGAUUCACCGACAGACUCAACAAAGAACUGAGCAGUAAAACACCUCCGAGUAUGAGGUUGAAGAUGAUCCACAACAGUGGGACAGCCGAGCGCAGGUUCAGCAGCUGGAUAGGAGGGUCCAUCCUCGCUUCACUGGGAACGUUCCAACAGAUGUGGAUCUCCAAGCAGGAGUAUGAAGAAGCUGGGAAGGGCUGUGUGGAGAGGAAGUGUCCGUAGUCACACCUGUCUGUCCCAAACAUAAACCUACUAAACUCUAGCACAUCAGCAAAAUGCACUGCACCUGCACAAAACCAGUUAUGUGUUGUACAUAGCACUUUGGAGGAAUGUCGCACGUAAGGUCGAGUAUGUAAGGUUAACAUCCCGUCUGUAGUUUUCAAAUGUUAUGUCGGAAAAGAUGUCAAAAUUCUAAUGCAACAUUAACCAAAAAUCCUACGAAAAAUCGGGGUUUUGCACAGGCGCAGUACAUUCUCCCGACGUGCUACUAAACUCUGUAUUUAUCUAAAGACAAGGCAGUCAUCUAAAGAGAUGAGCAUUGCUUCUGUUUGACUGGUAAAGGUAGCUGAUAUGGAGGGACAGUUAGGGUAACCAGUUUGAAAACUUUUCAAUUGAUGUAAAGGGUAUCAAACUACAUGUACUUGAAAAACAUUUUUGGAAAACAUUGAAAAACAUCAUGUAAAAUGCUGGGUGCUUGACAUAUUUGUAGUUCUGAGUGAUAUUGGCAUAUAACACUUUUAAUAUGAGGCAUAGAUACAUACCACAGAUCAGAUCUGUUUUAUGACUUGUUAGAAGUACAAGCUGUGCAAGAGUCAUUACACUUUGUAUAUGUGCCCCUUCUCGCAUUAUCCUACUUUUCUGUAGCUUCAUGUUCUCACAUCUCACUACAGUUAAGUUUGGUGACUGAUCAGUACAUAUGACAACUACAGUUCCACGAUUUCAUACCUUCGCCAAAUGAUGUUAACUUUUAAAACUCAUGACUUGUAGCUGUCUCUCACUGAUUAUGCAAAUAAGAUCAUUAGCUAAACUUAGGUCAUAUUCUCCAUUACAUAGCUUUACAUACAUUAUACAUGUAUAUACCUGGAAGUGUUUGAACUGGCUAGGGUCUUAGUUUGUAUACCAUGCAUAGGAUAAGAAAUAGAUAUGGUCUCAUUUACAUGUGAAUGAAAGUCUUU